CAUUUAUGUAUAUAACACAUUUCAAAAGUUAAUGGCAAUUCUUAUUAGCACAGACGCAUGUCACAUCCAUUUUCGACAUUACGAUUUUAUCGACAAUUUCGCAAAAUCGACGUGGUACCUAGUUCCCAUAUCUCUAAAAUGUACGUUGGUGCGCUGGUAUAAGCGUUACACGAAAAAGACCGGGAUGAUCGCUCUCAGGUUUCUCUCUGUCCGAACAAAGUCCCCUCCGUUCUCCCUUCCAAGAUCGUUUACGCCAAUCGCUAAGCUGACCCGCCUUCACACGGUGAUGUUGCUAUGGAACACAGUGGCGGAGCACUCGUUGCCACGACAGUGUAAGUCGGCACGUGACGCGACGCAACGCAACGCGACGCGACGCGCCGCGUCUGUCGAAUUGACGUCAAUUUCUUGGGGAAAAAAAAAACAAAAAAGAAAAAAGAAACUUCUUUUUAGGGAGCAAAAAGGUGGACGAACUGAUCUCGCGAGUGUACUCCAUUUGCGCGGAGAAAAUAUGAGUGUUCGCGAGCGCCGGUCUGGAGCCUACCUCGCAUCAUUCACAAGCGCCUGGUGGACGCGUUGAAAAAAUCGGAGUGCCACCUCUGGAGGGGCCUUUACCGAUUUAGCGAGAUUGGAAUUCGUGGCUGGACCCUUCCAGAUCGCGUCGGCAUGGCGAGCAUAGCAGCCGGUCUCGAGGUGCACGAGACGGGUCGGGCGUUACGCGUACAAACGGAAACACCGCAUCUCGUCUCCAUGGGAAGCGGUCGACUGUCGACGGCCGUGACUUUGCAUCCUCUACCCGAAGGUAAGAUCACGAUUGGAUCCAACCGAGAUGCGGACAUUUUGGUGGCCGGUACCGGCGUCGAAUCUAUGCAUUGUGCUAUCGAGAACAAUAAUGGUGUGGUCACUUUGUUCCCCAUAAAUGGCAAUACGUUCAUCGAUGGUGUAUCGAUAAAUUCGCCAGUAAGACUCGCGCAAGGUUGUAUGCUAUCGAUAGGUCGAUCGAACUACAUGCGUUUUAAUCAUCCAGCCGAGGCUAAACACCUACGAUCUGUCUUUCCCCACUCGAGAAUCUCAAUGGCGCCGAUAAGUUUUGCUCUUCCUGACGGCCAGCCGCAGGAAAAUCAUCAUUUAGAGCGAAAGCCACCAGUCGCACCGCGGAAAUCUCCUAGGAAUUCUUGCUCUGACGAUGAGAUGGGUUUUCUGAGCAAGCUGACUAAGUUUGAGAUGCUAUCGAAGCAAAACAGAACCAAUUGCGUUUCACCGAAGGUAUUUCCCGCUGGUGCUCUUACGACGAAUGUACCAGCCGACCAAAUCCUCGGUCAUUCAAGAUCGUCGAGUCUGGUAUCCUUGACGAAAUCUCCGGUGAACGGAUUCACCAUGAAUGGUAACGUCGACUCGAUAUCACAGAACUCGAUCAUUUACCAUGACGAGACUCGUCAACGAUCGGAGUCGCGUCUCAGUACGCCAACUCGAUCGAAUAAUGCAGUCAACGUGCAGUGCCAGAAUCACAAUCAGAUUAGAAUGUACUCGGCGGAAACAUACUUAAAAACGUGUAAACCAUAUCACGAGAACAAUAAUAAAAACGUGAGAUCUCCAUGUGUCGGAAUGACGUCUCCAAAAAUCGUUACCGCUCGAAGCGAUGACUUGAUGUCUCGAAGUAUGACUUGUCAGAGCUCGAACGAACUUGACCAUCUCGUCGAUAGGGAUUUCGACAUGAGCCAAAGCCUUAUCGUCACGAAAACGACUACUACAGAAUUUCUGCAAUUGGAGAAAUACGGAUCGAAUCCGAGUAUCUGUAACGCUAGUGGAGAUGCCAACGUUGAAAUCUUGAGGCCGUCUCACGGAUUCGGCUCAAAUCCAAAUGUUAAGCGAAUUCUACCACCAAGCCCGGCAUUUAAUCGGAAUCCAAGAUAUAAUGAGCAAAAGAGAGUUUACGCGAGGGUCAAGAGUCCUACCCCAAGUGUCGGUAGCAAUUGCUCCCUCGAAGAAUUGCGAGAAAGGCAAGCUGACGCGGAGAAUAAACGCAGGGAGGCGGAGACCAAGCGGAAACAAGCGCAGGAAGAGAGGUUGCGGGAGCAAGAGGUCGAGAGGCAAGAGAAAAUGAGGCUCGAGGAGAUCUUGACAAUGUGUGCCGAAUACGAAAGACAAAGCACCAUCGAAAAGCCGAGACAACCUAAUCGGAUCAUAACAAAUGGAUCUCUUCCGCGUGACAAGAGACUCGGCUAUAUUUCUUUCGAUAGUCCGAAGAGCCCAUCGAAAAAUCAACCGCAUUUCUCUUUUGAUACUAUCAAGCAAACCAAUUGGGGUACUUCGUCAUACGAGAAUGUGUCCGUGCAAAAUUCUAAAGUUAUUUUUCAAAAUGGCAAUUCGCCCGCCAAUCGUAGAGAUCAAUCUGCUCAAGUUGAAAAUCGUGACAUUUCCGUAGGAUUGCCAAAUACACCAAAUAAUAAUCAACCGGCGAAGUAUUCUAAUGUUCAUAAUGGCAACUACAGCUUCUCAGGUUCAAUUUCUCGUGGCAGCAACUAUGAAAACGUUAUCACUGGCAAUAAUAAAAAGAGCGGCAGUUACACCGACGGAACAGGGAAUUACAUGAAGGCUGAAGACGAUACCAAAGGCUUACCGUCCACAUACGGAACGAUUCGACUGAACGGAGCGAAAAUCGAACCACAGCAAACGACGCAAAAUGGGAACACGAGUAUUUACGAAAACGUUGUAUUAUCCCCGACGACACGGAAUAAUAAUCAUUCCAUGCCAAAGAAAAACAGCCAAUUGUCAAACUCGUACGAAAUGAUAGAAAAUAAACUGGCCAUAUCGAAUGAUGAUCUUCUUGAAGCGAUCGAGCAAUUAUCUAUGCUAUCAAAAUCCAAAGAAAUCUACGUGACUCCCAAGCGAAAUAAUUCUGAAAAGGAUAACGCAAAGUCCAAUGAAGUGAAAGCUGACAAAGAGAGGAAGCAACUGGAAGAGGAAGACAGGAAAAAAUACAUAGAAUUUUUGCAAAACGAGAAAUUGCAUAUUCUUGGUAACAUGGAUGCUUUGAAAAGGAGCGUCGCCGAAAUUGAAAUUCAAGAAGAAGAAAUUAGUAGAGAGCUCGAAUUGGAGAAAGCGCUUGUAUCCGCGGAAUAUGAAUCGGAAUCCUUGAAGCUCACGCAAGAUGAAGGAGAGAAGAUAAAGGUGCAAAUGAGAAUAAAUGAACUGGAAAGAGAAAUGGCGGAAGAUAAUGCGACUCAUUCGAAUUUGCAAGCUGAAGCGAAACAACGUGUUCAAAAGGCACAGCAAGCUUGCGCUCAACUGGAUGAACAAUUGACUAAUUACACGGAUGAAAUUAUGCAGCAGGAUAUUGCCAACAAGUUAACGAUGCAGCAGGAUGUCUUAGAGAGCGAAAGGAAAGCUUUCGAAGACUUGGAGUUUCAUCAUCUUGAAGAAGAAGCGAGUAAAUUAGCCACGAGGGAAGAGCUGCAAAGAUACUUGAGUGAUCUCACAAGUAAGAUCGAAAACAGGAAAUUGCAAUUGACUCAUCUGGAAUCGCAACGGUCUGAAGCAAAGAACGCGGCGACUAAAGAGGCCAGAAGUCUAGAGAGACAGAAAUUGGGACAUUUGAAGCGAUUGGAAGAAGCUCGAAAUAGAGUACGAGAGAUAAAUGAAGAACUCGGCUAUCUGGCCCAAAAUUCUGCUGAAUGUUCUGAAGAAAAACGAUCCCCGAGCAGAGAAGACUUCGACAGAAUCUCCAGAGUAACCAAUGAUUCUCCCAUCGUAAACAAUCAAGGUAGCUUAGGAAGAAAGACGAUCGAAUCACUGAAAGAAAUCGAAAGAAAUCGGCAGCUUCAUUUAGCUAAACAAGGGAGUCAAGUAAUCUCGGAGGAAAGACGUAGAGUCGAAGAAUUGAAAAGACGCGUACAGGAUGAAGUCCGUUCACAAUGGGAAGAAAGAAAAAUGAACUGUGCGUCUUUUAACAGCGUUGAAUCUGGCGAAGAAUCUUCCAGUUAUUCCACUGGACCAACAGAAAGUGGUAGCGGAAGCACCGACGGCGCAGAAGGUGGAAACGGCGAAAAAUUAUCGCCCAGCAAACUUUCGGAACUUACUUCUCCCAGUCCAGGACCGUUGAAUAAUUCUUAUAGUUUACUUCAAAAUGACAACAUGAGAGACGACAGGAGAACAUCGAUGGAAGGUGAGAGGCUUAGCGAUAAUAGUGGCGGUGGUGGCGGCGGUGGUGGUGGCGGCGGAAUUAUCGACGGAAAUGGAAGUCGCCCUCUUUCUCAGACAUCUAGCGAGAUGGAUACUCUUGGACCAUUGCAACCUGUCAAACAUCGCGAAAAGGCAAAACUUCAGAGACCACUCACGAGUCCGAUCAAGUCCGAGUCCUUGGAUCUAAGGCAUCAUAUAGAAACUGCCGGGCAUCAGUUACCUUUGAUUUACGAUGUUACGGUCGACACAACAAGUUGCAGUGGUUAUUUAUCAAAGAUGAGUAAAAAAUUUCAUCAUUGGAACAAGCGAUGGUUUGUUUUUGAUCGCAGACGGAAGACGUUAUCUUACUACAGUGAUAACACGUCCAAGAAAGCUCGCGGCGUAAUUUACUUCCAGUCGAUCGAAGAAGUCUAUGUGGACCAUAUGAACACCGUCCGAUCGCCACAACCAUCCCUCACGUUCAUCGUCAAGACAUCAUCUAGACUUUAUCAUCUUAUGGCACCCAGCCCGGAAGCUAUGCGUGUUUGGGUAGACGUUGUAUUCACCGGUGCAGAAGGAUAUCAUGAGUUUGAUCAUGGCGUUUGAUUUAUACUUAUUUAUAAAAAAAAAUUUCUAUGAUACGGAAACAAAUUUUCAAUUUUACGUAAAAAUAUGAUGAUUUUUUGUUUAAUAACAUUGGUCGACGCGGUUUCUGUUGUUUGAAUAAAAGAUACCAUUUCUGAUGUAUUUUUGUACGCUGAACACGAGCAAGGACAACGAAAUUGCUCUAUAACACCUUCAACCUCACUUUUCUCAAAAAUCUGACGUGAUAGAGAAAUUUUAUUGCCGGAUUCGUGUUCAGCGCGUAAAAAUACAUCAGAAAUGGUAUCUUUUAUUCAAACAAUAGAAAAAAAGUCUUAAAACGUCGGCCUGUAUAAUGAGAGAUUAUUUUAUAAGGAAUUAUACCUAAAAUCAGAAUAAUUUUUAACUAAAAA
This is a messenger RNA of Mycetomoellerius zeteki, 5153 nucleotides long. Its product is annotated as pleckstrin homology-like domain family B member 1. The record is from RefSeq and is a predicted model, not a curated record. Gene Ontology annotation, molecular function: protein binding. NCBI's taxonomy places the organism in Eukaryota, Metazoa, Arthropoda, Insecta, Hymenoptera, Formicidae.